AUGUCAGGCCCAGAGCGAGCGGACGCCGUCGUCGAGACCACGCGCGGAAUCAAGCGCAAGCACCUACCCACCGAUGACCAAGACGACCUGGAGGCCCUCGACAGCGUCUUCAAGCGCAUCAAGACGGCUGUCCCGCGCACCCCCUAUGUCCUCUCCACUCCCUCCCUACACCCUUACACCUACCACUCGCGACAGGAGGCAUAUGCGUGGAUGCUGGGCCACCUGUGGCGCCAUGACGAAGAGCACAUGCAGUAUCGCACCUACCUGUACCGCGAGCCAUGCCAGGACUGCUUCGAGCUGCAGGCCGGCGAGGACGACGAGCCGGAGCAAGGCCGCUCCAAGCCUCUUCCCAACAAAGCCGACAACCAGCCAGUGAAGAGGAAGCCAAAUCUCUCGGCCUUCAAGGUCAAACAGGCAAAUGGCACCGCAGCCCCGCCGACUGUGAAGCCCUCCUCACCACCGCCCGCGCCCACCAAACAUGCGCCAGAGCAGUCGAAUGGUGUCACCAAAGCAGAGAAGCAGUCUGCGCCCCCACAGAAGCCGGGCGCAAAGUCGCCGAUACGGUACGGAGAUGGCAUAGGAAUCAUUGCUAUAGCCAGUGCACAGCUGACAGCUCAUAGAGCCUCCAAUGGCGUCCGCGACGAGCGACGAGCCGAAAAGAUCAAGACAGACGCCACACAAUCCGAAUCGCGGGUGCACGCGACCACAUCGCGGCCCAAGAGCGACUCGGUUGGGUCCAAGACGGCCAGCGUCACCCCACAUGGCCUACCGCCCAUGCUCUCGCCGGUCGAAGAGCCUCUGAGAAAUCCUCAUGGCCUUCCCGACAUUCUCUCACCCACUCUUCCGUCUAAUAUCCAGGCGGAGCUAGACAGGCUAGAUGUGCAGCGCAAGCGGGCCGAGUCUGACGUAUCCACAUCCUCGUCGGAUCGCAAGACCCAGAGUCUCGCAGUUCCGCCUGCAAACCCUCCAAAACCUGAGGCGCCAGUCAAGACUGAGAAUCGCAUACGAUCCGUGUCAAUCAAGGGCACGUCGCCAAACCCAGCACCGGUGCGUACCGGUGAAAGCGGCCGUAGUCUUGUUGUCACGCUAAAGUUCUCCAAGGCGAAAAUAUCAACGGUCAAGAACCUGUUGCGUCUACCGCCCAAGAAGAAGCCCGAGCAGAAAGAGAGCCACGAUGCUCCAGCAGAGAGGGAAAAAGAAAGGGCAAAGGAGACUCUCAUAGACAGGGGGAAAGAGCGGGCAAAAGAGGUUCCAGCGGACAGGCAAAAGGACAGGGCAGACCGGGAAAAGGAGAGGGCAAAGGAGGCUCUUGUGGACAGGGAAAAGGACAGAGCGAAAGAAGCUCCUGUCAGGCCUCCUGACGGCCCAGUUAUCAAGAAGAAGGCAGUAUCCAAAGUUGCCGCACGACGAGGAGACACUGCAACAUCCGCAGCGGCGCCUCUCUCAAGUGCGACAACUAGCGCGCGGCCCACCACUACCUCUACCAGACUUCCUGAAAAGCGGCCCAGGGCAGAAGAAGAGGCUACGUUGUCUGUACCCUCGAAGCGACCCCGGGCACUUUCACAGCAAGAUCGUCCCAUCACCCCUACCCCCGCCACCUCAUCUCCAGCCCCCGCAGCCAAAACCAGCAGUACUCAACAAAGUCAAACCCAGUAUCUCACCCCAAAGAAAGAACCCAAAGGACUCGGCAUGUUGCGUACGGCCUCAUCAGAAAGCUACGAUGCAACGCCCGGGCGAUCAGGCGCAACUCCUGCCGGGGCAAAGGCCGAUCCAAAGGCUGGUCCCACUUCUGCUCCCGUGGCAAGCAAAAAGCAGGCCGAUAUCUCUCUCCUUUCACAGACGUCUAUGAAGCUCAAUCAAAUGGGCCGCGCACUCAAGCAUGAAGCCACCAAGAUCCUCACAGCGGGCGGCAAAAUUGACAAGCAGGAUGAGAAGCGCGCGGCCAUUACGAACCUCGAGUGCAUUCUCUCCUACAUGGCCGCCUACUACGCCCAAGACCUCUCCCUCCACCUCCGCAACCGGCCCGGCGAAGUCGAACAAACGUGGAAAACGCUACUCCCCCUCUGCCUGUCCUACGCCCGCUGCACAAAAGACUUUCCCCACCUCGACGGCCUGCGCUCCUACCUCAGCUCCACCAUUGCCUCGGCCAUUUGCACCCACGUCGCCCAGCGGGCCAACCCCUCGCGCACAGCCACCUCGCACGACUCCCCGCAAGACCUCGCCCCCUCGGACCUCGCAAAACACCACCCCACCCUCGCAGACAACUUCGGCCUCCUCUCCGACCACCUCAUCAAAAUGGCCCGCCACUUCCAAGACGCGCGCGCCGCCCUGCCCAUGGACGACCUCCAGUCGCUGUACAAGAAGACGUGGGCCCAGCGAGAGACGAACCCCCGCCUCCUGCGCGAGGAGCCCGCGUCGGCGGCGCUCAGAAUCUCGAAUCCAAGCAACAACAAUAACAGCAGCAAUGGCGUGCUACGCAUGAGCGGUCCUUACUUUUUGCCCCUUGCUGCUGAUACCUCGCCCAUCCAGGCCGUUCGCUUUGGCCUCCGCUUCUUGGCGGAGUAUUGUGAGAGGGAGGGGAUUGAAUAUCGGUUUCGGGUUUGUUUGGAGCGGUCGGAAUAG
Messenger RNA from Plenodomus lingam JN3, 2622 nucleotides. NCBI's taxonomy places the organism in Eukaryota, Fungi, Ascomycota, Dothideomycetes, Pleosporales, Leptosphaeriaceae. The record is from RefSeq and is a predicted model, not a curated record.